Messenger RNA from Siniperca chuatsi (mandarin fish), 10741 nucleotides. RefSeq names its product ArfGAP with GTPase domain, ankyrin repeat and PH domain 1 (gene agap1). Bases 1059 to 4718 code for a protein of 1219 amino acids. The transcript has 19 exons. NCBI's taxonomy places the organism in Eukaryota, Metazoa, Chordata, Actinopteri, Centrarchiformes, Sinipercidae. The record is from RefSeq and is a predicted model, not a curated record. Gene Ontology annotation, cellular component: nucleus. Gene Ontology annotation, molecular function: protein binding; GTP binding; GTPase activity.
UGAAUGAAUUGCGUGCGUCGUCAUUUAGAUUUGUAUCACUGUGGAUAAUUCGCCAACCAACAAAACGGACCCAGACGUGUUUCCUGGUGCAUUUUCCCGUGAAUGCAGCACGUUGGAAACUCCAGACCCGGGUCCAGUCUCUGCGUGCGCUGCGCUCCGUGUUUUCCCAUCAUCCCCCGCCGCAGCUGCGGACGGUGUGUGUCGGUGUGCGGAGCGGAGUGUGUUCAGAGUGCAGGCGGAGGAGGGAACGGGAGCGUGCCUUGUGUCGCAGCCCGUCGGGGAGGUUACAGCCAUCGGAGCAGAGGAGGGGAGGGCAGGUCCGGGUCCAAGCCUCUGAAUCCAGGGACAUUUGAAUCACAAUCGAAGCCGGUUUGAGGUGAAAGAGGCUCGGCUGGCUGCUCUGCGCUGCGGGGGCUGCGCGCACACAAUGGGAGCCGACGCACUGGCACCGUCCGGGACGCGGCCGUAGAAUAAUAUUUACCCCUCGGUUUGUUUGAAAUGGAGACGCGGAUACCGGAGCAGGAUCCAGAGCUGUCAGCGGGACGCACGGCGGAGGAUUCUCGGCGGUAAGGGCUUCCUCAGUCCGGACAGAAAAGUGCUUUUGCAUGCCGGGGGUCGCCUCAGUGUUCCGGACAGAGGAGCGGAGGACGCGCCUGCUCGGCUUGUUUGUUGCCAGUUUAAAUUCCUCCGGGAUGAACACGGAAUGUAUUUCCUGCGUCAAAGUCCGCGCUGUUUGCACAUCUGGAUGAGGGGAAAGUCGGUUAUUGCCCCGUAGCGUUUUUUUGGUUUUUCUUCUGGUGCGGUUGAACCCGUUUGUGGAGAAACGUUUCAAGUUAAUUCAGUGAUUUUAACCCCAAACAGAGCACUCGGUCUGCAGAGGCUAGUUUGUCGAAAACAGCAGCAGAAAUCCAAAUAUUAUACAAGGAACUACAGGAUCAUUUCAGUGAUUUUCUACAACAUUUGAUCUCUUUAAUGCAGUGAGUUAAAGUUGCUCUUAGCUGCUGCAGACACUUUAAAGGAGCGCUGAAGAGGAGGGUCAGUGACUGCUUCCAUCAGGGAUGUACCUUCUUGACAGUAACUGCACUGAAAGGAUGGAGAGGGGCACGCCUCAGAGGAAAACUGUCUACCGGAUCUCCCUCACCUUGGUGAAGAGGGAGAGUUUAGAUGAUGAGGAUGGUGGUUCAGGCCCCCGGCGGGCGGAGAACCCCAAGGUGGGCGCCUUCCGGCGGGAGGGCUCACUGGAGAUCCAGCGUGGCGGGCUGCUGGAGCAGCUGAAGGAGGUGGAGGACGAGUCGGACGACUUAUCGUCACACAGCUACAUGAGGAGCUUCAGGACGUUCAGCACGGGGCAGCUGGAGCUGGGGAGGCUGAAAAUCUCCAGGAAACAUGUCUUACAGAAAGAGCUGAAGGAAAAGGCCGCCAGCCCGGUGGCAGAGCACGGCAGAGAGGCCCCCGAGGACGCUCGGGGGGAGAGCAGAGGGCAGGAAGCAGAGGAUUCAGACAGACGUAAAGAGGACAUUUUCACUGAAAGUCCACAAACAGACGCUGCUGUGGAGAACGGCAGCGUUAAGAAUAAGAAGAGGCUCCUGAAAGCUAAGAGCAUGGAGGAGAGGAGCUCCGACCCUCCUCUGAACGGUGAUGGGAAAAUGUCUCACUCCAAAAGCAACGGGAAAGCAGCCGAAGUGUCCUCCCCGGAGACGCCGCCUCUGAAGCGGCCGCCCGGCCUGCUGCGCCGCAGCUUCAGCUUCAGACACUGGACCGGCGGCGAGCUGCUGCGCCUGCGAGCGCUCUCCAAAGACAAACACCACAGCAGCUCCGGCUGCAUCAGCCGGGACGCCGGGCCGGACGGCGGCGAGAAAGAAGCGGAGGCUCCUGUGGUGCUCCCAGCUUCCCGCCGCGCCGACCCCACCAGAGUAAAGAGCAGGACUCUGGAGGUCGGCGCCGUCCUGAACAAGACGGACUCCAUGUCUGAGCUGAGCCGCUGGGAGAGAGCGCAAGGCAACAAGAACCGGACGCUGGACAACAGCGACCUGCUGCGAAUGGCGGCUGAGAAGGACGGAUCAGGAGGGGGGUUCCUGCAGAGGGGAGGGGGAGGUCGCUCCAGUGAGAGGCGUCUGGUUCGCUUCUUCAGCGGGAUCUUCUCCAGGAGGGACGGGGCGUCCACCUCGACCCCGGUGGGAAGCCCCAGCUCCGACCGAUCCCUCCAGCGGAGCAAGAGGAGGGUGCUGUCCCAGUCCAGCACCGAGAGCAUGAACGGAGGAAGCACUGAAGAUGCAUUCGUGAACAGUCAGGAGUGGACGCUGAGUCGAACGGUACCAGAACUGAAAGUGGGCAUUGUGGGUAACCUGGCCAGUGGUAAGUCGGCGCUGGUCCACAGGUACCUGACGGGAACGUACGUCCAGGAGGAGUCACCUGAAGCUGACGUGGAUGCAGGCGGCCGCUUCAAGAAGGAGAUCGUGGUCGACGGCCAGAGUCACCUGCUGCUCAUCAGAGACGAAGGAGGCCCCCCAGAGGCUCAGUUCGCUUUGUGGGUCGACGCUGUGAUCUUCGUCUUCAGCCUGGAGGAUGAGAUCAGCUUCCAGACGGUUUAUCACUACUUCAGCCGCCUCGCCAACUACAGAAACACUGCCGACCUGCCGCUGGUCCUGGUCGGCACGCAAGACGCCAUCAGCUCAGCCAACCCGAGGGUGAUCGACGACAGCCGAGCCAGAAAGCUCUCCAACGACCUCAAACGCUGCACCUACUAUGAAACCUGCGCCACCUACGGCCUCAACGUGGAGCGAGUCUUCCAGGACGUCGCCCAGAAGAUCGUGGCCACCAGGAAGAAGCAGCAGUUGUCCAUCGGGCCGUGCAAGUCGCUCCCCAACUCACCGAGUCACUCGUCUGUCUGCGCCACACAAGUGUCAGCCGUCCACAUCAGCCAGACGAGUAACGGCGGCGGCAGUUUGAGCGACUACUCGUCGUCGGUGCCGUCCACGCCCAGCACCAGCCAGAAGGAGCUCCGCAUCGACGUACCGCAGACCACCAACACGCCGACGCCCGUCCGAAAGCAGUCCAAACGCCGCUCCAACCUCUUCACCUCGAGGAAGGCGAGCGAGCCGGACAAGAAAGGCCUGGAGGCUCGAGCCGACAGCAUCGGCAGCGGGCGAGCCAUCCCCAUCAAACAGGGCAUGCUGCUGAAGAGAAGCGGCAAAUCCCUCAACAAGGAGUGGAAGAAGAAGUACGUGACGCUGUGUGACAACGGACUGCUCACCUACCACCCCAGCCUGCAUGACUACAUGCAGAACGUCCACGGUAAGGAGAUCGACCUGCUGAGGACCACGGUGAAGGUCCCGGGGAAGAGGCCGCCUCGAGCCGUGUCCACCUGCGCCGCCAUGCCGAGUCCCAAAACCAACGGCCUGACGAAGGACAUGAGCAGCAUGCAGCUCGGACAGACUCCAGGUUCGGUGACCAGCAGCUCGUCGGUGUCGCAGAUGGCGAGCGGCGUCAGCUUGGUGUCUUUCAACAGCCGAGGUCUGGAGGGGAUGCACCAGCGCUCGUACUCCGUCUCCAGCGCCGACCAGUGGACCGACGCCACCGUCAUCGCCAACUCCGGAGUCAGCACAGUGUUUGAAUUUGCAGAUACAGGCCUGGGAGAUUCGGUCUGCUCCAGUCCCAGCAUCUCCAGCACCACCAGUCCCAAGAUGGAGCCGCCGCCGUCGCCGCACGCCAACCGCAAGAAGCACCGGCGGAAGAAGAGCACCAGCAACUUCAAAGCCGACGGCCUUUCUGGUACUGCGGAAGAACAAGAGGAGAACUUUGAGUUCACCAUAGUGUCGCUGACGGGGCAGACGUGGCAUUUCGAGGCCACUUCGUACGAAGAGCGAGAUGCCUGGGUGCAGGUCAUCGAGAGCCAGAUCCUGGCCUGCCUGCAGUCCUGCGAGAGCAGCAAGAACAAGUCUCGUCUGACCAGCCAGACGGAGGCCAUGGCUCUGCAGUCGAUCAGAAGCAUUCGAGGAAACGACCGCUGUGCCGACUGUGAAGCACAGAACCCGGACUGGGCGAGUCUGAACCUCGGGGCCCUGAUCUGCAUCGAGUGCUCGGGCAUCCACAGGAACCUGGGCACCCACCUGUCCAGGGUCCGCUCUCUGGACCUGGACGAGUGGCCGCUGGAGCUCAUCAAGGUCAUGUCGGCCAUCGGCAACGAGCUCGCCAACAGCGUGUGGGAGGCCAACGCCCAGGGGCGCCUCAAACCUGGACCGGACGCCAGCAGGGAGGAGAGGGAGCGCUGGAUCCGGGCGAAGUACGAGCAGCGUCUGUUCCUGGCGUCGCUGCCCGGCACCGACCUGUCUCUGGGCCAGCAGCUGCUGAGGGCGACGGCCGAGGAGGACCUUCGCUCCGUCGUCCUGCUGCUCGCCCACGGAUCCCGACAGCAGGUCAACGAGACCUGCGGAGAAGGAGACGGACGCAACUCGCUGCACCUCGCCAGCCGCAAGGGCAACGUGGUCGUCACGCAGCUCCUCAUCUGGUACGGCGUGGAUCUGAUGGCGAGGGACGCCCACGGCAACAGUGCGAUGGCGUACGCUCGGCAGGCCAACAGUCAGGAGUGCGUGGACACGCUGGCUCAGUACGGCUGCCCCGACGAGCGCUUCCCGCUCAUGGCCACGCCCAACCUGUCGCGCCGCAACACCAACCGCAACAACAGCUGCAGCAGCGCCGGGAGCGCCGCACUCAUAUGACGAGGAAGCGUCACCGUCUGACUCUUCAUGACAAACAAACAAACCCCGAUUUGGGAGAAUCCUGACCGUUUAUUUUGGGAACCACUACCUGUUGUGACUCUAAGCCCCGCCCACCUCACCUGACAGCCACCACUGUCGUCUCGUUAAGACAGAUUAAAACCGAUCGCAGCUCAGUGGUGAAGCUGUCUGUUUGGGAGAACCCUCAACGGGAAAAACCCCAAAGCAUGGUGGGAAAUGUUGUCCACGAUCGACCGAGCUCGACCUUCAUCUGUCGCCGAGCUCAAAAGACGACUCUGGCUCAUCAGAGCAUUUUAGGAAAUAAUCACAUGACUUAUGACAGCCAAUGACGGCCAGUCUGAAGUUCUACGGACAUCAUACCUCAUCACACAGCUAUACUUUAACACUACGCGACCAGAUCCCGCUCAAACUUAAGACUCGCCCCGCGUCAUUUGGCUUUUUACCCAACAGCCAAUCAAAAUCUUCAGAAACGUGUCUCGCCAAAACAUAUCGUCGACACACAACGAAGCAAACUGAGACAAAAAUAUCACGAAGGAAACGAGAGGGGGAGUCUUCGUAGCAUGCCCACACACACAGGAAGCCAUUUGAACUGCACAUCAUCAUCAUCAUCAUCAUCGUCAGUCGAGGACUCCUCUCUGUUUGAUCCCUGCAGCGUCAGCGUUUCACCUCUUCUCACCUGUAUUUUUUAUUUUUUAUCAUUUUAGGAAUUCUGUGAAAAAUAUCUCGAUGUAAAACUUUUAAGAGGAAAAAAAAGAUAUCAGAUCUUAGAGGUGAAACAGAAGUGUGAUAGAUCGCAUGUCCUAGACACUUUUCGCUUCUUCUUUUUCUAUUUUAAUUUAAGGCAUUUUUCCUGGAUUGUGUAUAUUGUAUCUCGAUGUGCAUUGCUGGACCAAUCGUUAAAAAAGUCAACAUGGGGAAGGGGAUUUAUUUGUUUGUUUCCGGGUGUAUAAAGUCAUUAAGUGUACAGAAGCUCUUUGCCAGGCUCAGGGACCGGAGACUGUCAAUCAUAAACACCUCAUCGUCUUUUCCCAGAGUCCUUAAACCGGCUUUUAGGGUUUAAUUUGUUUUCAAUUUAAACUCCAACAACAAUUCACAAGGGAGAAGCCUUCAUAGAUAAGUCCUCAGCUAUUCUUGGGCUCGACGUUAUGAUGUAAAAUCCACGUCGUGAUAUUUUGUCACGUUUCUCUCGAUAGCCAUAAAUAUAAUGAUACAUACUAUCAAACAUUCUGCAGAUUAAUUUCUCGAUUUAAUAGAUUCAUUGUUCGGCCUAUAAAAUGUCAAAAACCCAAGUGACGUCUUCGAAUUGCUGUUUUUGUCCAACCAACGGCCCAAAACCCAAAGAUAUUCAAUUUACAAUCUCAGAAGACUCCAGCAAAUAAAUAUAAAUAUUUUACUUUACGAAAAAUCAAUAGUCUGAAUCCAGUAUAGCUAAAGUGAAAUGAGAGUUAAUUUAGGUCGGCAAAACAUUCAUAAUGACGGUAAACUUUAAUUUAUCGUCCAGCCCUGACUGAACAUAAAAACAGGAUUUGCAUGGUUGGGAAAUCAUCUGUUCGAGUUGUUUUUUUUCUUUAUAUGUUGGAUUUUAAAACUCCUCUGACGAUAGAAAAGUCGUUUAUCUGAACCGAAUGAAUUGAGAGCAUCUUAAACCCGAGCCUGAUUUACAUCGUGGUCAAAUAACAUUUAAUUUAAAGUGUCCCUGAAGUGAAUUUUAUUGUUUUAACUUGUAAAAAGUGGAAUAGACAAGGAAGCAGCUAACAGCCGCACGGAGUGAAAAAGGGAAUAGAUCUUCUUCUUCUUCUUCUUCUUCUUCUUCUUCUUCUUCAGGUGUUUUGUUUUCAAUCUGUGAGUUCAGUUCACAUAAUCUGCUGUCAGCUCAGACAAAUCACAGUGAUGAGAUGGUUGACCGAAGGAGACGAGUUACUUCUCAUUGUUUCAUUUCAGCUGGUAGAUUACAAACUCUAAAACUCCAUUUUCCUGUUAACAGACGUAAACACGUUAGAAUUAAAAGAGUCAGUGAAGAAAACACGAUAUAAGUAACACAAGUACAAAGUUUCAUGGUCACAAAAUAGUGUUUCUGUGUAUAAUAAUCUAUCAAAUGAUAUUUGAAUGAGCUCUCACCCUCCAGUCCCGUCUCAGUUCUGUCCCGUCCAAUCAGACAGUCUCCCUGAUCUGCUCAGCAAAUCACUAAGAAGGGCUUCUUCUGCUCGUCUGGUCUGGAAACCUCCUUGUUGUAAAUAAUCUCCUCUUUCUCCGUCACUUUCUCUCUUUCAGCGGUGACGCCGUGUAAAUUAGAGAACACAGGAAGUACUAUCUGUACGCCGGGAUGUCGGGUUGCAGAGUGGAAGUGAUUUAUUCUGUUUGUGUGGGGAAAAACCACAUCAGCGUGGACUGAAUGAUGCGUGUUUCAGCUCAGUGUUGUGCUGAUCCAUCCGAGGCACGAAGGCAUACUUUUGCAGGCGACUAGGCGUCUAAACCAGUGGUUCCCAACCUGGAAAUGUUUGCAGAACUACAAUUCCAGCCUGAAGGGUCACAAGAAGGUUCACAGGACUAGAAAUCCAAAAAACCCAAAACAUUUAUGCUACUCAAAGGGCUGCAGUCAAGACCACAUAAGUUCAAUCCGUGACAAUUCCAAGUCUGAGCAGUUUGGAGAACAAGUCCAAAUGUGGUCGAGUUUUGAGUCGAAACAGAGUCCAAAUGUGGUCGAAACCGAGUCCAAAUGUGGUCGGGUUUUGAGUCGAAACCGAGUCCAAAUGUGGUCGAGUUUUGAGUCGAAACCGAGUCCAAAUGUGGUCGGGUUUUGAGUCAAGACCGAGUCCAAAUGUGGUCGGGUUUUGAGUCGAAACCGAGUCCAAAUGUGGUCGAGUUUUGAGUCGAAACCGAGUCCAAAUGUGGUCAAGUCUUGAGUCGAAACCGAGUCCAAAUGUGGUCAAGUCUUGAGUCGAAACCGAGUCCAAAUGUGGUCGGGUUUUGAGUCGAAACCGAGUCCAAAUGUGGUCAAGUCUUGAGUCGAAACCGAGUCCAAAUGUGGUCGGGUUUUGAGUCGAAACCGAGUCCAAAUGUGGUCGAGUUUUGAGUCGAAACCGAGUCGAAAUGUGGUCGGGUUUUGAGUCGAAACCGAGUCCAAAUGUGGUCGGGUUUUGAGUCGAAACAGAGUGUGCUAGAAAGUAAAUCAAGACCAAGACCAACGAAACCAAAACAGUGCCCACUGGGUAUUCUUCACACUGUUGUCUCACUUAGUACAGUCCUUUGGAAAACCAGCUUUAGCUGGACCUGGUCUAGACUUGGGUGGAUAUUUAAGUCACUUGGACCUUCAGAACUACGUGGAUGCAGAUAGUAAGAUUUGAGCUUAAGGGAGUUAAAGUUGGGGACCACUGGUCUAAAGAUCCACUUGGAAUGAAUCUUGAACGUCGCCGGUUCAUUUCAGGUGUCGUCACACGUAGAGAAAAUAGUAAAAAACACCUUUCUACCCUGAUGACAUCGACAUAAAUUUGACUGAGCGUUGAUUUCUUUUGGUAGCUGAAAAAUGUCGACUGAACGCUAACUGAUCAGGAUUGUCAGGAAAUAAGCUGCUUAACCUCGACAUUUGUGUGUGAGGAUUUUUACCUUCGACACUAUGCCGAGCAUCACCUGCUCGUCUCUUCGUCUUUGCUCUCUUUACUGUUUCGUCCUCAAAUUUUAACGUAAAAGUUGCUGCAGAGGUUGCAGAGCGGCUCUCAACCCGACUGUGUAUCCAAGCAAUAUUCAUAAACACAUCGAUCACUGUCGCAUGGGAACUUCAUACGCUGACGUUGCUACAAUAUUCCCAUUAAACCACAAACACACUCUGCCUGUUUGUAAGAAAUGUAAGAAAGAGCUGAAAGAAAAAUUCGACAUGAACUCUAAAAUUUUCCUCCUUAUGCCUUUUUCUUUAAACGUCUGCCUUUACGUUGAUUUCGCCCAACCUUGUUACUGUACGUGCCACGCCCCCGUUUACCUUACCAGCCAUCUCAAAGAUGGCAUUUAAUCUCCCGUAAAUACUAAACCAAGGGGUUUGACCGCAACUUGUGUUUUCAAGGUGUUUAUUUUAUGUUUUUCUGUCCGACUCGUCCCACAUCUGUCCUGACGGCAAAGACGUCCUUUUAUUUAUGACAGAAAUGCACUAAAUCUGAUUCAGUCCGUUCAAGCCCAACACUUUCCACUACAGCUUUCUUUUCUUUUCUUAUAUUAUUACUAACUGACGUUUGCUUAUUUCUCUAAGCGGUGGUGGCUUCUGGUGGUUUCCUCUAAACUGAUUGGUGCUCUUACUUUAACACCAUCUAAAUUCUGAGCAACUUGGGAAUCCAAAGUCCAUUUAGUUCACAUUAGCAGAGAAAGCUCAGUAAUAUCUGCUUUUAAAUUAUUGUAGGCACCAAAUUAAUCCGUCACAGGGUCAAUGAUAACGCUAACCUGCUAGCGGUGAGCAAGCUAGCAACAUGUGUUUUAAUUCUGAGACUAAACCGAACAUUAAAAGUUGGAAAAUGUCUAGAGGAUAGAAACAUUGUUUUUAACAAGUCUGUUUAUUUAAGUUGAAUGCAGCAGGAGAAGUUUGGUAAACCUCACUGCAGCUAGCAGUGAGCACUUUAGCAUGGCAGCAUUGUUUCAGCUUGCAAGCAAACAGUUUCUAGUUACCAGUAAAAUUCAAGAUCAAGCUACAGCUAGUGAUCAAUUAGCUAAACACGGCUAACGGAGAGAAGCUCGCCUAUGUAUUUGCUAAAUUUCCCGCUGAGGAACUGCCCAGGUCUGUUUAUUUAAUCUCAGGAAAAAACUCUGUAAUGGCUAGUUUUAUCUGUUUGUAGCCAUAGAAACUGCUGAGUCAUCUGUCGCUGAAGCUAACUGCAGCUAGCGGAGAACAAACUAGCAUGGCAGCAUUGUUUCAGCUUGCAAGCAAACUAUAAUACUUUUUUUACCUUUAGCCAGUUAAACUGCUAUUUUUUUUCCCCUCUGAGAAAAUUGGAAAAUGUUUCGGGAGCAGAACCAUCCUGUGACGCUCCAGCCGCAGAUAGCAAUCAGCUAGCUAAAGUCAGCUAAUGGAAACUCCGGGACGCCAACUCUUUCCAGAACAGUUUUGUUUUUUAUUUGUUUGUUAAUGCAUUAGCUGACAUUCGCCUGAUUCUGUCAGUAGAAAGCAAAUCCUCUCUGGAAUCUGUUUAUUUAAUCUCACCACAGCAGAGAAAGCUCGGUAAUAUCUAACUGUUUGUAUUCACAGAAACCGUUCAGUCAUCUGUCACUGAAGCUAACUGCAGCUAGCACUGGACAUGUUAGCAUGGCUAUUUUCAACUUGCAAGCGAACUUUACUCAAAACUAAAAAUGAAAAGUUGGAAAAUGUUUAGAGACUUGAAACAUCCUGUGAAUCUCCAGUUGCAGCUAGCAGUCAGCUAGCUAAUCUCCGCUAACGGACAAUAGCAUGGCGCAAUAUAUUCUCUAGUGGUGUUAGCACAGAUAUUACAAGCUUGAGGCUAGAAACAUGUGAAGCUGCCUGCUUGUACAUAAAUCAUGUCUGCUUUGAAAGAUGGCAGGAGAACGAGGAAACCGCAUUGCCGCUAAUAUUGCCGCUCAACUCUCGCCACCGCCUGCGCCACCUCACCUGUACAUAGACUUCAAACUAAAAAAAAACAACUCCGUAUGGUUAACGUUUGGUUUGUCUGGUUGUGUUACCUCUUGUAGCCUUUACCCCUAAGCCCCACCCACCAGGGCUGUCCUCCACAUUAUUUAUAAACGCCCCCCCGUGAGGAACACUCCGCCCCCCUCAAACCUACGUUUUUGUAUAUUUUUCUCCGACCUCUCCAGUCCGUCUUUUAUUAUGAUUUCAUCCAGACGCAUUAUUGUUCUUAUUGUCAUUGUUAUUCUAAUUCUAAUUAUUAUUAUUAUUAUUGUUAUUGACUUUUUGUUGGCUGUACAGUACCGUUGUUGAAAUUUACUUAAUACAGAGUCUUCUACUGUAAUGUGUCUCUUUUCAAUAAAGACGAGAAUAAUGCUUCUUAAUAUAA